GCGGAUGAGCCGAACAUGUAAACAUAACAUACUGGUAGAGGUCUGUGGGCGGAGGGGACAGGAAGAAAGGAAGAUGUAAGCAGGUAAGGAAACGAUGACACAGAUGACGGGUAGGGUGAGAGAGAGCACAGGGAGACAGAGAGAGAAACACACCUUGAGGAAGUUGGUAAAACAACUGAAAACACAUCAGGAGACACAUCACUUUAAAGGUAAGACUUUGAUUGAAUUUUUGAUACCCAACCAGAGAUAGUUGAAAACAUUACUGCUUCUAUGGUGUGAUAAACAUGAGCUCCAAAGCUGUGUUUCAAGUGUUAGCUCAACAACUCUUACUUUCUUUUGUUUCAAGUUAGUUUAGUCUGUUCUUAUUGUGUCAUCUUCACAGGAUGCAAUGUUUUCUGAUUUUCUUGAUGCUCUCUGCGCUGCUGGUGUCCAUUUCCCUGCAGGUAAAACUGCCGACUCUCUUCGCUUUAUUUGCCAAAACAAGGAACCAGAAAUAGGUCACAAAUAAACCAAUGUCUGCUCACUUCUAGACAAGUUAUUCAGGACUCACUGAAGUUAGUAUCGCUCCCCUCUGAUUGUAUUAUAUGUUUUAACAGGCAGAGCUGCCCAGGUAUUAUGAGAUUGGUGGGAGAAAGUGUCAACUCUGCCCUGCGGGUAAGACAAAUAACACUCAGCAUGAUUUCCUUCUGUUUAUUCUUCAUUAAGCUGUGACUCACAAUUAUAUCAAUGAAUUGACAGUUUUUGAUAAUUAAUAGAUAUUGCUUUGGAUUGCUGAUGUUUUCAGUGCGUUUCUGUCUGUUGUGUUUUUUCUGCAUGUAUGCAUUGUCUCUCUGGAUGAAAUAUGUCACACCCGUUUGCACUGACUUUGUGCAGUGUGACCACAUCCUUCAUUAACAUGUCCUCAGGCUGCUCUGCCUGUCAUCUAGCUGUGCUCAUUUCUGUCGCUCUGUUCUUUCAGGUGAGUUUCAGAAGUCUUGUAAAGAGUGUGCACCAUGUCCUGCAGGAAGUUACACGGCUGAGUGGAACCGAGAAGAUAGGUGCCACCGCUGCUAUGGAGACUGCCGACCAGGUAGGAAACUAUGAAUCAUUUUUGCCUGCCAAGCAGUUUCAUCGCUGCCAGGACUCAAUGAAAACACUGAGCUAUUGGCUGUGAUAAAUUACAAUCUGCUCUUUUUCUUUGUGAAUUAAAACUCCUAAAAUCAAAACUUCCACUUUCUACUGUUACAGAUUAUAAUCUGAAGGUGGUCCAGAACUGCACCAGCACUUCAGACCUGAAGUGUAUCUGUGAGGCCGGUUACACAUGCAAUGAAAAGGUCUCGUACUCAACAAACUGCAAAUACUGUGUCAAGAUCAAGGAAACAACCUGGACGGGUAAAUAUUGAGCUGUGCAGUGUUGCCUUCUUGUCAUAUUAGACAGACUUCAACCAGCAGGGGGCGUCAUUACAAACCAAAUUUACCACAGAGGUUCUCACUGGUUGUAUCAGAAUGACUUCACUGGUUAUUUUUACAGGGUAUUAGUUGUUUACACAUAUGUCACUGUAGUUAAAUGUAGAUGGGCUUUGAUCUGAGGUGUGGGACCUCCCCUCUUUGUUAACUGUGCUGUGAAAAUACUCAGAUACUUUAUAUAGUAAGAAUACCAUAGACAUGCUGUGAAAACUCACAUUUUAGCAACUUUAUUUGUCUUAUUUUUUGAUGAAACUUCUCAUCAGACUUAAGCCACAUUCAGCGGCUCAGAUAAAAAUCUUAUUGAAAGGCCAGAGUUGCUUGUAAUGGGUAAACGUACCUGUUAAUGCAGUGAGGAAAGUUAUUUGUCACCAUUAGAAUAAUGUGUUACAGUUAACUGUUUAACUAAACUGUAUCUGGGAGAUGCCUUAUAUUUUACCAGAGAGAUGCUCCUGUUUUUAUAUGCCUUUGCGGGACUGUCAUGCAAAUAUGGCUUAAAUUAAGUCUAAUUAAAUAUUUUUGACCAAAAACAGGAUAAAUAUACACACUCAGAUUUGACUAUCUGCAGUCAGUUACCAUCAACAGCCCAGCUUUAUAGUCUGCACAAAGUAUUAGAGGGGAAACACACUCACAUAUUAAAAGUAAAACUCUCUAGAAGAGAAACAGAGAAAUGGGAGACAGGAGGUUGAAUUAUACCCCUUCAUAAACUGUGAAACAUGUACAGCCAGUAUUAAGAUGGUGCUAAAGAUAUUUGUGUUUGCUCUGCAGGACAUUGUGUGCCUUUUCUUAGUAGUUGACAGUAAAGAGAGGACAGGAAAUGAGGGGAGAGAGUUGUGAGAUGGAGCAAAGGUCUUUGAACGGAUGUAUACUAGCCUAAGUCGGCGCCUUCACCCCUGGACUGUUGACAGAUUUGUUUAGUAACUACUACAUAUGUCAGCUACAUCUCUUCAUCUGAUGAGAAAAUAAAUCCUUACCAUUGAAUAAAAUAAAGUAGAAGAGCAAGUACAAAGUCCCAAAGCCUAAAAGCAGAACAAAAACAAUCUAAACAGUCAGUCAAUGUUGUCUUAAAGUGAGACGUGGUUAGAGAUUACCUGCCAGCAGGAAAAAACAAACAUGAAAAGUGUCUCCUCUUCAGGUUCCUGUUUCUCUUUUCCUCGUAGGUACUUUCACUUACUUUGCUUUGAAUUUGUCCUUGCUCCUCAGAGGCAGCAGCAAUCAUUUCAACCAGAGAUAAACACACGCCUUCCCCAGCUUCCUCAGGACAUAGCAGCACUCCUGCCAAAUCCUGCAGAUUUCCCAAGUGAGUCACGGAUAACAGUAGAUGCAGUUCACACAGUGAGGUUUUAUAUCAAUAGGCUGACUCAAUUUCAAAGAGCUUGACUUUAAAUAUGAUCAGAUACAUAAGAGAUCAUUUUAGCAUUUGGUAAAUGUGAUACAUGCAUUGCAGAUUGAUCUUGUUUAAUGAGAAGAACAGUUGAGAUGCUGGAGAUAUAACACCCCUUUUUUUUUUGUUGUUACUCAGCUGUGGCUCUCCAGCAGUCACACAUCAAGGCAAUGGCACACGUCUCCAAACAGGUGAGUGUGUAUGAAAAAGAGGAGUAUGUGAGGGGUGAGCAAUACUCAUUUGAUUAUCAUAAAGGGGAGGCAAUGAUUCACUGAAAGUCUCAAAACUACUUUAGAUUUAGAAAUGUCAAUGUCAGACUGAAAUGUCUCAACAAGCUCUGUACAGGUGGCCAUGAAAUGUGAUUAAACCUCAUAGUUAUUACCUACUUCACUCAAGCAUGCUAGAAUUUGUGUCUUUUGCAAUGUUAGCAUUUAGUUAAGACGCUGCCUCAGAGCUGCUGCUAUUGACUGAUUUUCUUGUUUUCUUCUUAGACAAGACAAACAGCCACCUGGCCGCCAUCUUGUGUCCAGUUGUCAUCAUGGGAUUCGUGAUCUUUGUGAUCUUGCUCUUUGAUUGUCGUCAUAGAGAUGAAUCUUGUUUCAAGAAAGGUGAGGUUGAAUUUAUUAGACAUGGUCAGUUUUCACCAUAGACUGUAUGUAGAAUGGAUAGAGUCUGCCUCCUCGCUGGGUGAAGCCACUCCGAGAACAGCACCCUCUGUUGACAGGCUGCAGCAUAGGUCCUAAAUCCCGCCUCCACCAGCAAAGCUUAUGGAGCUGUGGACAAACUUUAGAAAUUUAUUACACAGAACAUAAUUUUUUCUCCCCCCUGCUUGUGAUGUUGACAUGUAGUUACUGUAUGACUGGUUUGUGCUCAAGUCCUCUUUUUUCUGUGAAGCUCAGUUUUUAAAAGUUAUUAGGGGGUUCAUGUUGGCUAUGAUUGACACUUGAUACAGCCUAUGUAGGGAUUGCGUAGCUCUCCCGGGGGAUACGCUGUUUGAGCCGAGCAUCAUCACAGUGACUCUCUGCGACUGCGCGGCCGAAUGCGCACAUCGCUACUGCGCAGCGCUGGUUUCAGGAAAUGAAGAAAAAUCCCGGAAAUACCGAGAGCUUUUUGGCUUCAAAUCCGUAUACAGGCGGUAUGCAGAACCAAGUUGUCCAUAGUACAUACAGUCUAUGGUUUUCACAUGUAAAAAGUUGAUCACAUGGUUAGUGGGAAACAACUGAAAGCCUUUUUGAAAUGACUGAUGAGAAAUGUGUCAUGAGUUCUGCAGGUACAUAAUAGAUGGUAACUGUUUUCAAAGUCAUACACAUGUUGAUUCAUCAUGUUCACAUAUGACAAGAAACUGAAUUUCUGUUACUCAUUUGUUUAUUUACAUUUUCCCAGCCAUGUCAAAGCUCUACAAUGAGGUAAACGGCUUACUUUAAGCCCUCAUUCUAUCAUGAACUUUUAUAUACAGGAUCGUUUCUCUGUGGUUCACGUGGAACUGAUGAAUGUUUUCUGUUUUAGGGAGGAAGAAACGCUUCUCACAAGCCAAAGGAGCUGACUCAUCAGUUCCCCAGGGGCUCAUUCAGUGCAAAGCAGCAGCUAUCAUCUCUAUCAGCAGCCAAUUUGGGUACUACUGAGUAAAAUGAGACUUGACUCACUUUAUAUGGUUAAAAAUGAAAAAUGAUACAGAAAGAGUUGUGUUUCUGUAAUGAGUAUAAGAUGAACUUCACUGUCCUUCUCUGAGAAAAGGUCAAUAAAACUGCUUCUUUAGUCACACUCUUCGACUUUUGUUGUCUUUAUAGGGCCAGUCCACGUCCACAACCCAGGGACGGUCAUCUUCAGCCUGCUCAAUCAGUUUACAGGCCAAGUUGGUCCAACAGUUGAAGGUGUGAAAACAGUUGGGAGAAAGUGCAGCCAGGAAGAGGACGCAAGAGACAGUCCCGUCUUUCAUCCCACAUCCUGUUCCAGUAUUCAUCUCUCUGAAGAGGAGAGAAGCGUAGAGAUGGACAGCAUGUUCCUCCCCUCUCAAGAGCAAGGAAAAGACUGUCAUGUGUCCAAAGAGGAGGUCCUAUGAAGUUAAAAAAAAAAAAAAAAGUAUUGCACCUUUGCUGUCGUGUCUGCUGGCUUACAACCUGAUUCUAGGACUUGUAGAAGAAGAAGCUUUGAAUCCAAGGAUGGGAGUCAGUCAGAUUAAUCUUCCUCAGGUAAACCACGAGCCUCAGUUUCACAGAGACAUUUCUAUAUACAGGUGAACAAAAAUAUGUGUAGUGAGCGCACAUAAGAAACUUUAACUGUUGGAGGACCUGCUGGAUGGGGAUUUCUUUUCCUUGCUAUAACUUAAAAUGCCAUGUAAAUACUCUUUAAUAAGAUCACUGCUCAGCAUUCAUUGUGUUCAAUUUUUUUGCAUGAAUUGAGAUGAAUGAGAUUUUAAUUUAAACAAAAAAAAAUCUAAUUUUUGCAAGUUAAAAAGAUUUACAUAUGGGAUGUAGAAAGUCUAUUUACAUAAACACACAUAAAUGUCAAAUAGUUAAAUACCUGAAACCUCUUGUACCACAGUACAUAUCAUCAUUCAGUGUUGUGCAUGAAUACGCUAAUAUUUUGAUUAAACUCAACAGCUCAUUGUGUGACCGCUUAUAGUGAAGGGCAGCUCACUGUCCAGGAGGUUUCUUAGAGGACUCAGGAGUUGUGGAGAGUUACUGAAUGUGUUCUGUGUGUUAUAGCAGCCAAAGUCUGCUGCACCUGGUGCUUCUCACAUCCACUUGUUAGCAGGUUUACUUGGCGAUGAAGCCAGCCCUGAGUUUACAACAAAUCGGGCUAAAUUAUGUACAUUUUUAGAGAGGUUCUACUUUUUAAGAGAAUAAUUCACUUUUGUGUUUGUUUGUUCAGUGUUUUUUACCCUCAUCUCAUUUACUCAUAGAGGAUGUGAAAACCAUCUCUCCCACAUUACUGGUUACGAGGCAGAUUUUUCCGUGUAUUUGGGUAAAAAGUUGGAACCUUUCACAAAAUUUUCUUCAAACAGAUGCCAAUUCUUUGUAAGUAUUGAAAACUGCAGAUUAUCCUUUUUAAUUUGUAAAACACUGAAUGGAUUUUUGGGGUUUUCAAACUGAAUAUAUGUCUUUUUUUCUACAGCAGUGUUUGAUUAUCCUUUUAGUUAAGGAAAUGUUGUUGAUUGGGAAUUGAAGUUUAGGAGGUUCCGAUGAUGGGUAACGUAAUUUCAGCUGAAACAAAAUGAACAUGAACUAGUUCAUUUUGAUCUGUGCGAACUGAACAUUGAGUUUUUUCACUUUUAGUGCAAACUUGCACAACAUGUCACCGACAUGCUGCACUGAGUCACUCGCUUUACUUUAUUCCUUUUCAUCUUCCCAACGUUGCAGAUGUCAUGUAGUCCUUUUUUCCGGUCAGAAAAGUCCAUCAGUCCUGAAUUAAAUAUCCUCAAAAACUCUCGUCAUUAAUUCAAGGAUCACAUUUUCCGCACACUUCCUGGAUCGGCUUUGAUACUUCCCCCUCCUCGGAGCUUGUUGGAACAGGAGCAAGUUUUUCUGUCAAGUACCCUAAGCAA
This is a messenger RNA of Xyrichtys novacula (pearly razorfish), 6371 nucleotides long. NCBI's taxonomy places the organism in Eukaryota, Metazoa, Chordata, Actinopteri, Labriformes, Labridae. The record is from the annotation of a GenBank genome assembly.